GGUGGCACAGACUGGCUGCAGCAGCCUAGUCAGCACAGCCACACAGCCGCUGUGUUCUCGCCGCCCUCGGCCGCCAGUCCGCUGCCCUCCGCUUGCCCACAGCCAAGGACACCCUCUCUUUGCUCCGCGCCCAGUUGCGGCGGCGCGCGAGGGCGUGUGGGGCGGGGCUGUUCCGGUGAUCUUGAGGCGGUGGCUGCGCUGCGCUAAGACGAUGCUCUGGAGCUGAAGAGACGCCGCAGCCUAGCAGCAGCCUAGUGCUGCGCCGACCAGAGGGAUGGCACAGCCAGCCGGCCCCGGGGACCAUGGGAAGCUGCGGACCGAGGCAGAGGACCUCGAGGGACCACGGGUGUCCGGGGAAGCCGCGGGUGCGGUUGGGGGCUUGCAGGACGAGCUGAGCUUGGAGGAGAUCCUGCUGCUCUACAACCAGCCGAUCAACGAAGAGCAAGCGUGGGCCGUGUGCUACCAGUGCUGCGGCUCCCUGCGCGCCGCGGUAGCCAGCAGCAGCCAGCCUCGCUGCCGCGUACGCUCAGCCGCUCAGAUCCGCAUCUGGAGGGAUGGCGCCGUCACUCUGGCGCCCGCUGCCGCCGAAGAGCCGACUGCCGCUGCGGGUAAAUCAGGAUAUUCACAUUGUACAGAAACAGAGGUUAUUGAAUCAUUGGGAAUUAUUAUUUAUAAAGCAUUGGACUAUGGUUUGAAGGAGAAUGAAGAAAGAGAAUUAAGUCCUCCCUUGGAGCAACUCAUUGAUCACAUGGCCAACACGGUAGAAGCAGAUGGCAGCAAUGAUGAGGGUUAUGAGGCUGCAGAUGAAGGCCUGGAAGAUGAAGAAGAUGAAAAGAAAAAAAUCUCAGCUAUCUGCUCAUAUAGAGAUGUCAUGAAGUUAUGUGCUGCUCAUCUCUCAACUGAGUCAGAGGCACCAAAUCAUUAUCAGGCAGUAUGUCGUGCACUAUUUGCAGAAACAAUGGAGCUGCAUACAUUUCUAACUAAAAUUAAAAGUGCAAAGGAGAAUCUUAAGAAGAUUCAAGAAAUGGAAAAGAAUGAUGAAUCACAUACAGAUCUGGAAGAGCUGAAAAACAUUGACUGGGCUCGAUUCUGGGUACAGGUGAUGAGGGAUUUGCGGAAUGGAGUAAAACUUAAAAAGGUCCAAGAGCGGCAGUACAACCCUUUGCCCAUUGAAUAUCAGCUCACUCCCUAUGAAAUGCUGAUGGAUGACAUUCGAUCCAAAAGAUACACUUUGCGAAAAGUGAUGGUGAAUGGUGAUAUUCCUCCUCGGUUAAAAAAAAGUGCUCAUGAAAUCAUUCUGGACUUCAUCAGAUCAAGACCACCUUUAAAUCCAGCAUCAGCCAGAAAACUAAAACCCACUCCACCACGGCCACGGAGCCUCCAUGAAAGAAUACUAGAAGAAAUCAAAUCAGAAAGAAAGCUGCGGCCUGUCUCACCAGAAGAAAUUAGACAUAGCAGAUUAGAUGUAACUAACCCUGAAUCUCCAAAGAACAUUGUAGAAUCAUCGGUGGUGAAUGGAAGUUUAACAUCACGAAGAAAGGAAAAUGGGUUAAAUGCUGUGCAGCAGGUGCCUGUGCAGAAGAAGCUCCUCAAAGCUCCAACUCUGGCUGAACUGGACAGCUCUGACUCAGAGGAAGAUACUCUACACAAGUCAGCCAGCAGCAGCAGUGUGUCUCCCUCUUUCCUUGAAGAUCCCUUCCUGGAGGCUGUGUCCACAAGGAAGACACCUCCAAAAUUCUUGCCCAUAUCAUCAACACCGCAGCCAGAGAGAAGGCAGCCACCCCAGAGGCGACAUUCCAUUGAAAAGGAAACACCUACUAAUGUGAGACAGUUCCUGCCACCAUCCAAACAGAGCUCCCGAUCUCUUGUUCCUAGGAUAACCAGUGUAUGGCCAAGGACGCCUUUCCGACCACUUUUUUCUACCAUACAAACAGCUUCUCUGCUCAGCUCUCAUCCUUUUGAAGCAGCCAUGUUUGGGGUAGCAGGGGCUAUGUAUUAUCUAUGUGAGAGAGCUUUUACCAGCAGGUGGAAAUCCUCAAAGGAGGAAUUCUGCUAUCCAGUGGAAUGCCUAGCUCUUACUGUGGAGGAAGUGAUGCAUAUUCGUCAGGUCCUGGUGAAGGCAGAGCUGGAAAAAUACCAACAAUAUAAAGAUGUCUACACUGCCCUGAAAAAAGGAAAGCUUUGCUUUUGUUGCCGAACCAGGAGAUUUUCCUUCUUCACCUGGUCUUACACCUGUCAGUUCUGUAAGAGGCCCGUGUGCUCACAGUGUUGCAAAAAGAUGCGGCUGCCAUCCAAGCCAUACUCCACUCUUCCUAUCUUCUCAUUGGGACCUUCUUCCUUGCAAAGAGGGGAAAGUUCUACGAGGCCAGAAAAUCCCUCCACUAGCCACCAUCGGCCACUUCGGAGCAUUGCCAGGUUUUCCUCAAAAUCUAAGUCUGUGGACAAAUCAGAUGAAGAACUACAAUUUCCCAAAGAGUUAAUGGAGGACUGGAGUACCAUGGAGGUGUGUGUAGACUGCAAAAAAUUUAUUUCAGAAAUCAUCAGUUCAAGCCGGCGUAGCCUGGUGUUGGCCAACAAAAGAGCCCGAUUAAAAAGGAAAACACAGUCUUUCUAUAUGUCCUCAUCAGGCCCCUCGGAAUACUGCCCUUCAGAGAGGACUAUCAAUGAAAUCUGAGCCCUGUGCCUUUCAAUUGCUUUUGUGUUCAGAGUCAGCAUUAGCGAGGGAGAACACUAGGCUGGACUGUCUCUCCUUGCUGUGGCUUUAGUUAAUAGGCUUGAUUUGCAUUAGAUCAGGUUUUUUGCUACAUCAAAUUGUUCCACAGACUGAAUGCUAUGUUCAUAUCAAUUGAUGAUAUGUGACAGGUUAGCCAGUUUGCUCAUUUGCACUGAGAGGACAAUAGUUUGAAACUUGCCUUUAUGGGUGUGUAGAUUUGGAGUCCAGAAGCUUUUUCCUUAGUUCAAUUCCUUACUGUUCCCCAGAUAAUUUUCCGACUAAGGCAAAAAGCUUCUAAUAUGAGAAAUCAGCCUACAAAGGUGUCGAUGUUAGCACAGUUCUAAGCAGUAAGUCAUAUUGGCACUUCCACCUGACAGUGUUCCUAUCUAAUGUACAUAGUAAUCCGGAGCUCUGCCUCACACCAGAUAUCUGGGGGUGGGGGCCAAGCUAUUUUUCAUCUCAGCACAAAACCUAGAAGGAUUUGCUCAUACUAUCAAACUGAUUUUUAAAUUGUUGCUCUGAGAUAAAGACUAUGGGAGGGACUUUAUGCCUACAUUUUAGUGUAAAACAUCUGAAUAAGCUGUACAUCCAAGUGGGUGAUCAUUUCCUCUGAGCUGCUGUGUUUGCCCUGGUGCAAUGGAUCAGUAUCUCCUGAGUGGGUGACAGAUUCUCAUUCCCUAUCUUGCAUGUAUUAUGGUUAUUUGUAGUUUUAUAAUGGAAGUUUAAAAAUUAAAAGUUUUGUGGGAAUUUCCAGUCCAAGGAAGACUAACCUUUUGUCAAUAGGUUGAGUGUGUUUCAGUUAACUACAUAAAGGGUCUUAACAGUAGAGGGGCCAGCUACUGCCUACACUGUGGGGCAUGAGCUGGAGCCCAUAUAUUUUCAGCCACAUUUUUCAUAACUUUACAGUCUAGCCAUCAUGACUAAAUCAAGUCACAAUUUGGUAGGUAUGGUCUCAAACUAAAAUAUAUUUAUUUUUAUAAAUGAAUUUUAAAAGAAAAAAUAUUAUCUAGUUCUUUUAAAAUUACAAGAUAAUUAACCUGUUGAUAGUCUUUUGGAUGCUUUUUGCACAAUUUUUCUUGGAAACAAGUUGAGUGAGUAGGAUGGGUUUUUGAUAAAGGUAGGUUGGAGGAUAGCAUUGUAUACCUGAAAUUUCUAAGCUUGUUUGGCCCAUACCAUGGACUAUACUUUAUUAUUUUGGUAUGCUUAGAAAUGACCAACCAAUCAAAUUGCCAUUAAUGUUUGAAAAAUCAUUAAUGCACAUGCACAAAUAAUUUUCUAAAAGCUAUAGGGCAUGUCCAUAGUCAACGAUAUGACAACACCAUUUACUACAAGGCAGGGCAGUCACAUAUCAUACAACAUCAAAAUAUAAAUUUCCACUUCUCACUCACCUGUAAUUUAAAUUUCCAUUUUAAAUUAUUAGCGAUACCUCAAAACUGCUCUGGUAGUAGUUUUUAAUGGAUUGAAAUUUACAGUUUAGUAAAUGGUUUAAAAUUACUUAUACUUAUGAAAUAAACUUUACUGAUCGCCUAAAAUAAUGCAUGUUAACAGUUUGUCUAUAUUUGCAUGUAAAGGUGGGCCACCAGAAAACCCUUAUUUUUUAUGCAAAUGUUUAAAUUAUUUUAAAGACUCUUGUUUAAAAGUGUUAAACAUUUAUAUCAGGUGGAAUCUAUUUAAACUCUCUACUCCAGAUGGUAGAGAGGUUGAAGGCCCAGGCCUGAGCCUUCAAACGACUUCCAAGGAAAGGUGCAAGGCAGAGGGAAUGGUAUUUAAAGUACCAGAGAUAGUGUGCUUUUUUAAAUGGUGACUAGUUCAGUGUUGUUGUAUAAAAUAAACAUAAGAAACUAAACCCCCAAAAUGAGAAUUUCAUCCACAUUCAUAAAGCAAAUAUCUAGCACUUGGUUUUUUCCAGGCUUUCAAAAUCUAAGUCUGUGAACAAAUCUUUGGCUUCUCUUCUUCAUUUAGGUUGAUUUGGGCAUUAUGAUCACCUCUUAUCAGAGAUUUACAAUGUAAAUUCUUCAACAUCAUUGGUUUGCCAAGUGUAUUAAAGAGGUCACAUGGAUGGUAUAUUUGCCUGAGAUAAAUUACAGAAAGUAGUGUAAGAAAAGGGCACAUGGCAUAGUUAAAAUUAUAGAAAUCAAAUUAACAUCACUUUUGGUUGCCAAAAUAAUUUCUUAGAUUUAACUGUUUCUUAUCCAUGACAUACCAAACACCUCAACUAAAUUAGGUAAUUCCAGAGUAAUUCAUUAAUAUCUUGUAGAGUAUGGGUUUACAAUCCCUAGCCUGACCUUAGGUCUGUCUUCCUCUUUAUACUACUGAAAUAACAUACCUUUACAGUGUUCCUCUUUAUCGUGGUUUCCAGCUAUUUGACAUUUACUUCUGAUCUAACAACAACAAAAUUGUUGUCUAACUGCUUUCAGUUGGAGCCUGAUGUGUCAUAGACCUCAUAUGUACACCUGAGCAGUCCUCCCUGUGCACAUCCCUGAACGCUUACCCUGAUCCCUCCAUGCUCAAGCAUCUACUCAUUGCUUUUGUCCCAUACACCUCGUGAACUCACCCUGUUGGGAUAUCUUUGUUUUCUUCCCCAUGGCUUAACUUUCUAUCAGUGUCAGAGUAGAUAAGAAGGCUUACAAAUACUGUAAUAUAUUUAUUAAUAUUUGAAAGGCAUUCAUUCAGUGGACAAUGGAAAUUUACUCUCCCAAGGCAAAUAAAAAUUAAAUCAAAUAAUUGCUAUGUAUAAUACAUUGACUUAAUAGUCUUACUUGAGUUCAAAUCUUAAGCCUUUCAAAUUAAACUAGGUUUCUUAUGUGUAAGAAUUUUUUUAAUGAUCUUACAUUUGAAAAGAUUAUGUGAUUAGCACCGUGAACUCAUACCAGGAAUUUUUAAGGCUUUUAUUUUUCUAACUGUAUUAAUAAAUAUAAGCAUGGAUUUUAGGUAUCACAUAGGGGACAUGAAAGUUUUAAAUUAUGUUGCUAUUUGCUAAAGCAAAAUAGCAGGAAAUUUUGUACAUGCAAAGCUGUUGAAAGGCCACGGAGAAAUGUAAAUACUGACUGGACUUUGACCUUGCCUCCUGCAAGCAUAAAAGACAAGGUGUUGCUGGCAUUCAGGGUGGCAUGAUGGUACUAAAAGUUUUCCAUUAAAAUCUUUUAUUUUAAAAUUUAGGGAAAAAUAAAAUGGCUUUUCAUCAUAUCUUCUGUGUCGAGUUUCUAUUGUAAAACGAUAUUGUCUUUUGGUAACUAGCUGUCAACAACCACCUACGCUGAGAAGGCAAGAUACUUUUAUUACCAGCACCUUAUGAUCAGUUUGAGAAAUGCAAACUAACAAGGACCACAUUGGAAAAAUAAACAAAAAUAAAGCCUCCAAAAUAACUGCUAUGCUACCA
This is a messenger RNA of Artibeus jamaicensis (Jamaican fruit-eating bat), 6092 nucleotides long. It is a transcript of the gene SPIRE1, whose product is annotated as spire type actin nucleation factor 1. Gene Ontology annotation, biological process: polar body extrusion after meiotic divisions; actin filament network formation; establishment of meiotic spindle localization. Lineage: Eukaryota; Metazoa; Chordata; Mammalia; Chiroptera; Phyllostomidae. Gene Ontology annotation, cellular component: cytoplasmic vesicle membrane; cell cortex. Gene Ontology annotation, molecular function: actin binding. The record is from RefSeq and is a predicted model, not a curated record. The transcript has 17 exons. Bases 275 to 2674 code for a protein of 799 amino acids.